This is a messenger RNA of Exophiala viscosa, 1507 nucleotides long. RefSeq names its product UV excision repair protein Rad23. The coding region runs from base 128 to 1297 and encodes 389 amino acids. Gene Ontology annotation, biological process: proteasome-mediated ubiquitin-dependent protein catabolic process; nucleotide-excision repair. The record is from RefSeq and is a predicted model, not a curated record. The transcript is spliced from 7 exons. Gene Ontology annotation, molecular function: polyubiquitin modification-dependent protein binding; damaged DNA binding; ubiquitin binding. NCBI's taxonomy places the organism in Eukaryota, Fungi, Ascomycota, Eurotiomycetes, Chaetothyriales, Herpotrichiellaceae. Gene Ontology annotation, cellular component: nucleoplasm; cytosol.
AGACAAUCACCUGCAAUUGCAUCUCUCGCAUUUGCCGCUGCAUCUACUUUAUUUCAUUGCUCUUCAGUCCCGAAUAUCAUCACAAACUCACCCGACAUACAUACCAGCUUGUGUCGCGCGGGGCAAGAUGAAGCUCUCAUUUAGAGAUCUCAAGCAGCAGAAGUUCACAAUUGACGCCGAACCUUCAGACACGAUCGGCCAAGUGAAAGAGAGGAUUGCGGCCGAGAAAGGAUGGGAGGCACCUUCGCAGAAGCUCAUCUACGCUGGCAAGGUUCUGGCCGACGCCAACACUGUCGAAUCUUACAAGAUUGAAGAGAAGGGCUUCAUUGUGUGCAUGGUCAGCAAGCCAAAAGCCGCACCAGCUGCCAAACCAGCGGCUCCUUCAACACCAGCUGCCUCUACCUCAACGUCUACCCCUGCCGCACCAGCUGCACCAGCCGCGCCGCAACCCGCUCCACCUGCUGCCGCGUCGAACCAACCCUCCACACCUACUCCUGCUCAGCCUGCCACAACUGAACCUACGGCUGGUGAGCCUGGCUUCAAUGAUCCCUCCGCAUUCUUGAUCGGUAACCGAAAUGAGGCGACCAUUCGCGAGAUGGAGGCCAUGGGUUUCGAAAGAUCACAGAUCGACCGUGCUCUCCGUGCUGCGUUCUUCAACCCGGAUCGUGCGAUCGAAUAUCUUCUGAGUGGUAUCCCGGAGAACAUCCAGGCCGAACAGAGACAAGCCACACCCGCUGCCGCUGCUACUCAAGGUACUCCUGCUUCGCCACCAGCCGCCCAGCCUGCGCAACCAGCCCAGACAGGUGGAGACGAGCCAGUCAAUCUCUUCGAAGCCGCGGCCCAAGCCAACCAACAAGGACGUGGUGGCGCAGCAAGAGGUGGUGCCGCUGCCACAGGAGGCAGAGGCCAAGGUGGACAACAGGUGAACCUUGAAAUGCUUCGACAGAGUCCUCAUUUCCAGCAAAUCCGCCAAAUUGUCCAACAACAGCCGUCCAUGCUUGAGCCAAUCUUGCAGCAACUUGCCGAGGGCAAUCCAGAGCUUGCCCAGAUGAUCAGUCUGAAUCCCGAACAGUUUCUCCAGCUGCUAGCAGAGGGACAGGAAGGUGAUGAGGGCCCACUCCCACCUGGUGCCACACAAAUCAGCGUGACUGAAGAAGAGCGUGAUGCCAUAGAACGGCUCUGCCGUCUGGGCUUUUCGAGGGAGCAAGUUAUCCAGGCUUACUUUGCUUGUGACCGAAACGAAGAGUUAGCGGCCAACUUUUUGUUCGAGCAGCCCGAAGAUGAGGAGACGCAGUGAUCAUAUUAUGCUCGUGAAGUGCGCUUUUUCCAACAUGGAUGGGCUUGAGCAUUGUCGUUGGGAUCUUGCAGGUGCUCUUUUCGGCCAUGAUAUCAACGACAAUGAUCAACGGCUUGGAAUGGCCUGAUGUUGCAGUACACAGCAAGCGGUUUGUUUGAGGAUUACGAGGUCAGCACGCGCGAUAUGCAGGCACCUUCAUUGAGAUGCUCC